GUGUGGACAAUACUGAGCUAGAUGGACCAGUGAAAAGCAGCUUAGAUGUUUGCCUGCCAGAAAAAUGCUGCAUUUGCUACACGUCCAGAAGGCUUUUCUAUUGGAGGAAAACCUGGACAGCAUAGAACUCAGAACACAAGCUCAUUGGCAAAAAAGAAAAAGGCGAUUAGGUUUGUCCGUCUCCAGCCACCGUUAAACGUCGUUUAUCCGCGCUCCUCUGUGGGCGAAACCAUUCGGCGGAGAGGUGAAUAUGAACAUCCCUGGAUGUGGUUCUGCCCGGGCGCUCAUUUUGCCAGCAAGGCUUGCUCAGUUGAUUCUGCUGCAGGUUACAUUCUCGCCCGACCAAGCCUUGUCCUGAUGCUGGAAAGGGGGGAACAGCCUUGCAUGAGCAACAGCAAGAUCAGCGUGGGCACCAACCCUCUGAGCAGCAGUGUUGCGGACUCACAGGCCCUGAAAGAGAACACCAAGUCGCCUUCGCCCGCGGCUCUGUCUUCACCGCCCGCCACGGAGUCACCCAAGCCUGCCCGGCCCCGCCCCCCGCCCCCGGCCGUGCUGCCCUCCGAGCGCCCCUACCAGUGCAAAGACUGCGGCAAGCGCUUCGUGUACCGCUCCAAGCUGGCCACGCACCAGUGGACCCACUGCGCCGAGCGCCCGUACAAAUGCCCCGACUGCCCCAAGAGUUUCAGCUACCCGUCCAAGCUGGCGGCCCACCGCCGCACGCACACCGGCGAGCGGCCCUACCCCUGCACGCUCUGCCCCAAGCGCUUCGGACACCGCUCCAAGCUGGCUGCCCACCAGUGGAUCCACACGCCCGAGCGCCCCUACAAAUGCGCCGACUGCCCGAAGAGCUUCUGCUACCCUUCCAAGCUGGCUGCCCACCGCCGCACGCACACGGGGCAGCGGCCCUACCCCUGCAACCGCUGCGGGAAGAGCUUCUGCUACCCGUCCAAGCUGGCGGCCCACCAGCAGAUCCACGCGGCCGCUGCGGCUGGGCGGCCCUACCCGUGCAUGCGCUGCAGCAAGAGCUUCCGGCAGCUGCGCAACCUCACGCUCCACCAGCGGGUGCACGAGGACGGGGAAGUGGGGGAUGACUUGUCCCAAAGCAAAGGCCACAGCAACGGAGAGAGGCCGUAGAGCGGAGAUCUGAAGCGACUGGACAACGCGGGGGUGCGGGGAGGAAAUUGGCUAACUUGGAUGCUUGGUGGGUGCGGUGGGAUCAUUGUAAAUAACGGCAAGGGAGAGGGGGUUUGGGGUUUACACAGAGAUGCGCUUUGAGGACCCAUAGUUGCUCAGCUCUUUUGUUGCGGGUCUUGCCGCUGUCCCCCCCCCCCUACAGUGCCAAGUUGACGUGUGUGUUCUCUCCGCCUCCCCAUAGCCCAAGCUGUGUAUACCAUGCUGAAAAAAAGCCAAAGUGUGUGUUGUUCAGAGAACCCCGGUUCCACCCUCAGAAACGGCAUAUUCUGCAACCUGACUAACUUGUGCAUUGUUGAGAUGUGCACGUAGGAGGGGCAGAGCAACCUCAGCACCCCACUGAUUCUGCAAAACAAGCCCAGCCACCUUUGAAUCCCAAUUUCACAAGAAGCUUGCAUAAAUUCAUAGAAAAUGGAUGGAUAUGCACAAAUCUUCCGGAGAGCAGAAUUCUGCCAUUGCUUUGUAUGACCUCUGACCAUUGCCCAGGCUGUCUCUUGUCUGUGUUCAGUUGGCGCAUGCUUACAUUGGAAUGCAGAGGUCAGCAUCUUCACAGUCCAAGUUAGGCCUGUCAAACUUGGCAUUUUCUGGGUUGUACAUCAUCUGCCUCCUGUGGCUUAUCAAACCCUGUUUGUGCCUCCGGCCUAUGGCUAAAGAGAAGGGGGACAGUUUUAACAACCUGGCAUGCCGCGCACACACUGGUGUCACACAGUGUGUGCGAUAGAAGUUGCUAGUCCUUAUGAAGGCACAGAUAAGUCUGAAAAUGUGGUUGUGGCAUCUGCGAAAUUGCCAGGGGUAGCUUAAGCCGAAAUGCCAAGAAUCCAUGAAUUUUUUGGGGUGUGCUCACACGCUACAUUCUGUACAGUGGUGGGCCCUCCCAACAAGUAGCAGUAGAAUAAUUUUGCAAAUGUUAUGUGUUGUGUUCAUCUGCCAUUUUUAAAUUUUUGCUUCAGUUGGCAUGGAAUCUUACCUCUCAGCCAGCUGCUGUAAAAACUGGUGGCUCUGGGCUUCUGUCCCUGAUCCCAUCAAAAUAUGUCCCUAGCCAUUUACAACAUGUACUGAAAACUGCUUAAGCACACAGAUUUCUAGUGCUGGAUUUGGAUGGCUGGAUUUCCCACCCCCACCCCCAUCACUUGGUUUACACAACUUUUACUACCCGGUUCCUUUGCUUCUUCCUUGUGACCGUUUCACCACAUGCCUAGAGAGGCAGUCCCACAAACCUGCCUUCCUUUGUUACGCCUCCCCCCCCCACAAAUUCCCCACUUUUGGGGGUUACUGUCUUGCCUCUUGGUUCAAAUGUUGGAUUUCUAAGACGCAGUGUGUUCCAAUCUCCCACUUUUUAGACACAUGUCCACCUUUCCACCACCCCUUUCUUGGAUGGAUGAAUUCUACACACACACUCCUUGUCCUUGUACCGUUUGCCAAAGCAUCUUUUGCCUUCUCACCCCCACCCACCCCACCCCAAAGGCAUUUGUUCAGAUUGUUGCAAGGGAGGUGGGGAGGGGGUGUUGAUUGAUCCAUGGUAUGUUUGUAGUUGAUACUAAAAAAAAAAAAAUGGGACUCCCCUGGGAGGCUGGAGUUUUUUUGUCUUAUUUUUCUUGGAAAAAAAUAAUAAAACUUAUAAAAGUUUA
Podarcis muralis (Common wall lizard) is the source of this 2819-nucleotide messenger RNA. RefSeq names its product zinc finger protein 575 (gene ZNF575). Gene Ontology annotation, molecular function: DNA-binding transcription factor activity, RNA polymerase II-specific; RNA polymerase II cis-regulatory region sequence-specific DNA binding. The record is from RefSeq and is a predicted model, not a curated record. Gene Ontology annotation, biological process: regulation of transcription by RNA polymerase II. Gene Ontology annotation, cellular component: nucleus. NCBI's taxonomy places the organism in Eukaryota, Metazoa, Chordata, Lepidosauria, Squamata, Lacertidae.